Messenger RNA from Histoplasma capsulatum G186AR, 519 nucleotides. RefSeq lists its product as uncharacterized. The record is from RefSeq and is a predicted model, not a curated record. NCBI's taxonomy places the organism in Eukaryota, Fungi, Ascomycota, Eurotiomycetes, Onygenales, Ajellomycetaceae. The transcript has 4 exons. Bases 1 to 519 code for a protein of 172 amino acids.
AUGGAGACUGAGGAUGAGGAGAUUGCCGUGCCCGUGAUCCGUGCUUCGGCUGAUGGAACCCUGGGAAAGGAGCAAGGCAAUUCCAAGGAAGAGCACAAACCAUAUAGCGAACGAACCUACAGUACAACUGGCAUGGUGAUACAACGACAACACCAGCAGGGACUCCAGUUUCAGACUCGAAGUGCGUUGUAUUUCCAUGGGCUGUUCCUUGGGCCCUCCCUUUGGCGCUUCCUUGGGCUAUCCCGCGGUAAGCUUUGGGCAAGAGGCAAAGUCUUCGAUUGGCAAUUACAGCCACUUCCCCAACAUGCCCAUGGACUCGCAGACAACAUAACUGUGAAUAUUGUAGAAGAAAUUGAAAUGAAAAUCUCAAUACUGGAGUUCGACCGAAUCAGUUCUCACACCAUAAGAUUAUGGGUAUGGGACCUUGAUGUCGAACAGGCCAAAACACAUAAGACAGCGGGCCUGCUGCGCAACACCUGUGGUGAAAAGCAGCACCCACCAGCGAGGUAUAGUACUUAA